AUGAUGAUACCAACCACUACUGGCACAGCUGUAGUUACACAAGCUCCUUCAGACACACCCAAUGCAACUAACCAAGGUCCAGAGGGUAUGAAUCCCCAGCAACAAAUAACUCUUCCCUCAUCUGGUGCUGGGCCUCCCGUUGUCACUCCAGCGACUACCGCUGCCGCUGUUGCAGCAAACUCCGGAAUUACAAUGCAAAUGGUCCCAACUCAAACUGCAAAUGAGGCUCCAGGAGCCUCCCAAGUUGCAACGGCAGGUCCUGAUGGUGUGCUGCGGUACUCGGGUCAACAAAUGGCGCAGCUAGGGGCUCUUGGUGCCACUACGGCAGUUGCACCUGUGGGUGCAGUCGCGCCUCCUGGACAAGUGCAACUCACCCCGCCAAACCACUUCUACAAGCAACUUGCUGUUCUCAAGCUUAUGAACUUUUGUGAAGCUCUCAACAGUGAGUCAGAUGGCCGAUUUGAUUAUGAGUUUUGGCGACAACGCAUUGCCGAAUAUUUUUCCGAUUCUGGUGUGCUCAAAUUCUCAAUCAACAAUGGUACCGAAACAAAAGCCUUUGAGCUUCCGGCAUCGCUUCUUUCCCGGUUUUAUCUUUCUUUUGUCAAAUCUGGCGUCAAAAGAAUUCAAACCCACCUUGAAGGAUGUCGCUCAAUUCACGGAGCAAAUUGCUGGGUUGUAGAAUGCACACGUACAUUUGUGACAUACCACCACGAUGACGGGUCCAUGGUGACGUCACACGGGUCAAUCCGCACAGUGUUCAACUCGCGCAUGAAAAUUGAGCUCAUGGAACAAACAACGCAUGACCACGAUGAGUUCAUCAAACGUAGUGCCGUGCUCAAGUUUCUUGAAAACAACGCUACUAAAUCCGCUGCUGAAGCCUUUGAGCCCAAGCUUCACCCCUUUGGCAUUACCGAGGAUGUUUUGACUUUUCUUAAAGUUUCGGAAACCUUAUACCACAUGCGAGACAUUAUGAUGCACUCCAAACAGUCUAACGAAGGACCAUACAAAUCCUUGCAAAUUUUGGCUGCUGCCCUGCCCCAAAAUUCCCUUGCUCUAAUACCUUCUAAUACCCAAAUCAGUAGUGCUCAAAAUAGCAUCUCUACCCCCACAGCUGCAACAGCGGGAAAUUCUCAAGCAAUGCCAUUAAAGCAGAUGCAGCAAUACCAGAUGCAAUUGCAAAUGCAAAUGCAACAACAGCAACAGAAACAGCAACAGCAGCAUCAAGGCACUGGCACUGGCACUGGCACUGGCACUGGCACUGGCACUGCACAAAAUUCACAGCCUCAUUUCAUUCCAUACCAGCAGUUUUUGCAAACAUCUGCUGGUCAACAGCAGCAACAGCAGCAACAACAGCAACAGCAGCAGCAGCAGCAACCGCAACAGCAAGUCAUUGCAACAGGUGCUAACGGGAAACACGUUAUAAUUAACCCUCAAAUGCUGACCCAGCAACAACAAAUCGCUAUGGGUCCUGGGGUCACGUUGCUGCAGUCUAAUUCGCAUAUCCAUGGGUUGCCAGUCCAGCUCCAACGCUCUAAAUCCUUCCAGAUAGGAUCAACCGUCAAUCCAGGCGCCAUUCUUGUUUCUGGCGCAUCUUCAUCUCCCGCCACCCCAUCUGCCUAUUCUAUCAAAAAGAUUGAAGAGAUUUCCUCUAGUGCGGGAAGCAAUAGCGGUUCCAGUACUCCCAAUAAUGGUGGAGCAAACAACAGCAAUGGUAAAGCACAUGUUGCCAAUGGCGGUCCCGUAAUGGCCAACGUCCACGUAAAUUUCAAUGCAGAGCCCAACGGAUCUAUAGCUCCUGGAAGUAGUGACGAAAAGUCUGGCACCGACCGCAAAAAGGUGGCAGGUCUUGAAAAUGGCAAGGCUGACAGAAGAAGUGACAUUAGGACACCUGGACCAAUGGCCAACGGAAAUAUAUCUAAUUUGGUGCUCCAACAACAGGGUCAGUUUGCAACGCCGCAGGGUCUGGUCGGCAUGGCCAUGGGUCCAGUGCAAGGACCUUUCAAUAUUAAACAAAUGAAUGGAAUGAUAAUGGGACCAGGUGGAAAUACCAUGCAGUUCAUGUCCCCAACUGCAGGGAUGGAAGGGAUUGCAACAAUCACCACUGGGCCUUCUGCUCAGCCUGUUGCAGUGCCUACCCCUUCUUCUUCAGCCGGUGCAACCCCAACAGCCUCUGCGCCUUCUCCAGCGGCAUCCGGAGUGACACCCAAACUUUCAAAUAGCUCCACUUUCCCUUCCACAGGGUCUGUGGCCGGACACAAACGGCGGCGCACUAGCUCUAAGGUUGAUCCUCUAGACACGUCGUCAAUCAAAGGAGGAAACGUCUUGGCGGGAUCUAAACUCCAGAGCAUGGGUGGCGCUGCCGGUAGUGCUAUGGCUGGUGGUAAAGGUGCAGGGAAACACAUGUCGCCCAAGCAUCGGACUAGUCCUAAGGUUGCUAAAAAGAGUUGA
Molecule: messenger RNA, 2448 nt
Organism: Magnusiomyces paraingens
Lineage: Eukaryota; Fungi; Ascomycota; Dipodascomycetes; Dipodascales; Dipodascaceae
Exons: 1
Coding region: 1-2448 (815 amino acids)
Biological process (GO): negative regulation of transcription by RNA polymerase II; positive regulation of transcription by RNA polymerase II
Cellular component (GO): nucleus; transcription regulator complex
Source: RefSeq, a predicted model, not a curated record